Messenger RNA from Vanessa atalanta (red admiral), 7752 nucleotides. RefSeq names its product dnaJ homolog subfamily C member 13 (gene Rme-8). NCBI's taxonomy places the organism in Eukaryota, Metazoa, Arthropoda, Insecta, Lepidoptera, Nymphalidae. The transcript has 38 exons. The record is from RefSeq and is a predicted model, not a curated record. Gene Ontology annotation, biological process: endosome organization; regulation of early endosome to late endosome transport; receptor-mediated endocytosis. Bases 148 to 6738 code for a protein of 2196 amino acids. Gene Ontology annotation, cellular component: endosome membrane.
GAUUGGUCGGCUAGAUUUGAGCUAAUAUUUUUCAUAUUUUCCUGAAUGUUUUGUAUACUAUGAUAAUCCUAUCAGAUACCAGAUGAAAUAGUAAAUCUUCAUCGUUCAUCUAAAGACUGUUUUUUAUGAUUUACAGGCAAUGAUAAGAUGAUUCCACUCAAAGACAACCAAGAUGUGGCAGCUUUCCUUGUCACAAAACACUCUUGGAAAGGAAAGUACAAAAGAGUAUUUUCCAUUGGCACUCAUGGGAUCACAACAUACAAUCCAGAUCGCUUGGAGGUGACAAAUAAAUGGCUGUACUCAGACGUGGUCACCAUUGCUUCAUCCAAGCAUUCAAACUCUGUUGCAAACCAUGACUUUACACUUGUCAUGAAAAAGGACAAAAAAAUUGAUUCAAUGAAGUUCUCUUCUGAACAUAAAUGUCUUAUUUUAACAGAGGCUUUUAAAUAUAGACACUUGUUUUCAGAAAAGCCCAAAGACAUUUUUAGGUAUCAAGCGUACAAACACCAUUGGAGUGGUACACGAUUACCCAUCGUGCUUGAAGUUGGCCCGUGCUCAUUAGAACAGCUGGACCCAUCAACGCACACACUUUUGGCUAGUUACCCCUACAGUGAUAUACAAGGCAUUCUUCCUGUAAGAGACAUACCGGGAGGAUUCGUACUAGCUGUUGGAGGAUAUAGUCGUCUUCACUUAUUUUCCAAUACUAUGGAUCAUCAAAUUAUUAUUAAUAAAAUGCUGGAAAUGGCUAGUUUAACAAUGAGCAUAAGCAUAAAAGUACUUUCUGCAACCAUUACAGUUGAUGAUUACCACAAUCAAAGAUUUGGCAAAUACAGUGGUGAUCAACACCAAACUUCAUUAAGUGAGUUUAUGGUCCACAAGGUGAAUCCCGCUCGACAUAUGGAACCAAUGCGUAGGACUCUUUGCCUUUCUGACACUUGCAUUCUUGAAAGAGAUCCGCAGACUUAUUCUGUUGUAUGUUUGAGGCCGCUAAGCGACGUUUUUGCUUUAGUUCGUGAUCCCGAGCACCCUCAAAAGUUCUCAAUCGAAUACUUAAAUGGACAGACUCGGACAUAUUUGGCUGGAGAGCGGGACGCGCUGCUGGCGUCGCUGGUGGACGGCGUGCGCUCUGCGGGCCAACGCGACGUGCACGUGCGCUCGGCACGCACGCCGCGCGGGUACCGUCUCGGCCCGCUGCACCACGCCGUGGACGAGGAGACGGAGGCCAACCAUCUCAAGUUAUUUCAAAAUCCAGUGGCCAUGUCAAGAUCAGAAGUUAUCGAACGAUUUAAUGCAAAUGUUGGUUACAGCGGUCUCAUAUACUCGGUCAGCCAAGAUCGACUGUUUGCGGAGAAUAAGGAGAAGUUGAUCACGGGAGCUCUGAGUGCUAUCAUGAGCAGCGGGCCCUCGGGCUCCAACCUGACGCUACGCGAGCUGGAGGCCCAGUUUCACGCGCUGCGGAGAUUGUGCGCCAGCAAAGUUGGCUUCGCGGCCUUUACUGCACUACCCGGGUUCCGCGAGUGGAUGGGCAGCGCCGUGGUGGGCGCGCUGCGGCGCGAGUGCGCGGCCUGCUCGCACGCGGCGCUGGACGCGCUGUGCGCGCUGCUGCAGCCCAUGCACGCCGAGCCCGACCUGCGCCAGGAGCAGCUCAACAAGGCCAGCAUGCUCGCCUCGCUGCCCUUCCUCGACGGCCUGCUGGCCAUGUGGGCCGCGCACGUCACGGCGGGCACCGGCGCGCUGGUGGUGGCGGCCAUGUUGGACUUCCUGACUUUCGCGCUGUGCGUGCCCUACAGCGAGACCACAGACGGAAAACAGUUCGACCAGCUGCUCGAGAUGGUGGCCGGUCGGGGACGCAUGAUCUUUAAACUUUUUGAGCACCCGUCGGCGGCCGUCGUGAAGGGCGCGGGGCUGGUGGCGCGCGCGCUGGUGGAGGAGGGCGGCGGGGGGGUGGGCGCGCGCGUGCAGGCGCUGGCGCUGGCCGAGGCGGCGCUGCCCCGCCACCUGCUGCACGCGCUGUACGCGCCCGCGCGCCUGCAGCGCCGCCACCUGGCGCGCCACCUGGUGGCGCUGUGGCUGGUGGACCACGCGCCCGCCGCCGACCUCAUGCGCCGCAUCAUGCCGUCGGGUCUGCUGGCGUUCCUGGAGUGCAGCGAGGCGCCGCCGGCGGCCGCGCUGGAGGAGCAGCGCGUGGAGGAGCGCGACAACCUGCAGCUGGCGCAGGCCGCCGCCCGCCCGCGCGCGCCGCACUGGGAGGCGCUCGAGCGACAGGUCAAGUACGUCGAGAAGCACCUCGAGCAUUACGCAUCGUUAGCAAUGCAGCAUUGGGCUCAGAGGACGCGAGGUACGGAUCCGCGUAAGGAGAUCCGUGAUCGACCCGUAGUGCUGAGGAGGCGCAGGGAGCGAGUCAAGUCUACUGCGAAUUGGCCGAUGUUCUACUAUCAAUUUCAUCGGGACCACGCGUUACCUAACCUCAUAUGGAAUCACACCACGCGCGAGGAGCUGCGCAGCGCGCUGGAGAACGAGCUGCGCGCCUUCGCCUCGGACCGCGAGGUGGCGGGCGGCACGCUCACCUCGUGGAACCACGCCGAGCUCGAGGUGCACUACCAGUGUCUGCAGAACGAGGUCAAGAUCGGGGACUACUACCUGCGCAUCCUGCUCGAGCAGCGGGACAACGACGACAGCCCCAUUCGCAAGUCAUACGAGUUCUUUAACGACUUAUAUCAUCGGUUUUUAUCAACACCUAAAGUGGAGAUGAAAUGUAUGUGUUUACAAGCAAUGACAAUAGUAUAUGGUCGUUAUUAUGAAGAUAUUGGUCCAUUCGCUGACACCAAAUACAUUGUGCAAAUGCUGGACAGGACGUGCGACAGAAUGGAGAGAGAUAGACUUGUGCAGUUUUUGUCUAAAUUGAUUCUCCACAGAAAGAAUGUCAGUGAGAUAUUGGAAUGGAAUGGCAUAAGGAUUCUAGUCGACCUGAUGACGUUAGCACAUUUGCAUACGUCGCGUGCAAUGGUGCCGACACAGACGAACGUCAUCGAGGGGCCGGCGCAGACUGGAGACGGAGACCGCGAGUGGUACUACAACGUGGAGCAAGGCGACAAGGUGCAGCGAAAGGGUCCAGUCAGCUUCCAGCAGCUAAAGGAAUCGUACAAGAGUGGGGAGAUAAACAACAAAACGAAGUGCUGGGCCAACAGCAUGGAGGGCUGGCGCGCGCUGGGCGGCGUGCCGCAGCUGCGCUGGAGCCUGGCGGCGCGCGGCGCGCCCGCGCUCACCGAGACCGAGCUGGCCGCCACCGUGCUCGACCUGCUCGUGGCCUGCGCGCGCUACUACCCCAGCAGAGACGAAGAAGAUGCAGUCAUUAGACCGCUUCCUAGAGUGAAGAGACUGUUGUCGGAACCGGCUUGCCUGGCUCAUGUCGUACAGUUGCUCCUAACUUUUGAUCCUAUACUCGUGGAAAAGGUGGCGACACUAUUGUAUGAAGUGAUGCAGGACAAUCCCGAAAUAUCGAAGUUAUAUCUUACGGGUGUAUUCUACUUUAUGCUUUUAUAUACUGGUUCGAAUUUAUUGCCGAUUGCGAGGUUUUUGCGGCUAACGCAUAUGAAACAAGCAUUUCGUGCUGAUCAGACAAGUUCCGACAUAAUGCAACGAUCAAUCUUAGGCCAGUUGCUACCGGAGGCCAUGGUGUGCUACCUGGAGAAUCAUGGUGCCGAAAAGUUUGCCCAAAUCUUCCUCGGCGAAUGGGACACACCAGAGGCUAUAUGGAAUUCUGAAAUGAGGCGUAUGCUGAUAAUGAAGGUGUCUGCGCACAUCGGCGAGUUCACCCCGCGCCUGCGCGCGCACAUCGCGGCGCGCUACCCCUACCUCGCCAUCCCCGCCGUGCUCUACCCGCAGCUCCGCAACGAGCUGUUCUGCAACAUGUUCUAUCUGCGACACCUCUGCGAUACGCAACGCUUCCCAGACUGGCCAAUUCCCGACCCGGUAGGUUUGCUGAAGGACGUGCUGGAGGCGUGGCGACGCGAGGUAGACAAGAAACCGGCCUCGAUGACGGCAGAACAAGCCUUCGCGGCGCUCGGCCUCGAGCCCGGGCAGGACGAGGGUGCCGUGCGCAAGGCUUACUACCGGCUCGCGCAACAGUUCCAUCCCGAUAAGAACCCCGAAGGCAGAGACCGUUUCGAGGCUGUGAAUCAAGCGUACGAGUUCCUCUGCAGUAGGAACGUUUGGAGCGGUGACGGUCCCAACACAAAUAACAUUCUUCUCAUACUACGCACUCAGACGAUAUUAUUCCAAAGAUAUUCGGAAGUGCUGGCCCCGUACAAGUACGCGGGGUACGGCGCGCUGCUGCGCACGGCGCGUUUGGAGGCGGAGGCCGAGGCGCUGUUCGCGCGCGACACGGCGCUGCUGCCGGCCGCCUGCGAGCUGGCGCACGCCACGCUGGCCUGCUCCGCGCUCAACGCCGAGGAGCUCUGCAGGGAGCGCGGCCUCGAGGUGCUGCAAGAGGCGCUGUCCCGUUGCGUGUCGGUGCUGGGCGGCAGCAAGGAGGGCAGCACGGCGGCCGCGGUGUGCAUGCACUGCGCGCGCUGCUUCGCGGUCGCCGCGCGCUUCCCGUCGUGCCGCGAGGCCGCCGCGCAGCUGCCGCAGCUCUGUGCCGACAUCGUCCCGUUGCUUCGCCGACCGGAGUUGGGCGAGACGGCGUGUGCUGGUGCAGAGGCGGUAGCGGCGCUAGCAGCGGACGCACAGUGCCGUGCUCGCUUCGCCCGAGCUCACGUGCUGCACGCACUGCUACCCGCCGUGUUGCGUUACGAUUACACCUUGGCCGAGUCCGGCCUGCCUAACGAGGGUGACAACAAACAGGAGGUGGCCAAUCGCCUCGCGAAGCAGAGUGUGUCCGCGCUGGCGGCGCUGUACGGGCCGCACGCGGACGCGGGCGCGGAGGACGAGCGCGUGCGCACCGCGCUGCAUGCUCUGCUCACCCCCUACCUGUGCGAUAAGCUGGCGGGAGACGACACGCACGAGCUUCUCAAAACCCUGACAUCGAACUGGCGAACACCGUACCUGGUGUGGGACAACAGCACGCGUGCCGAGCUGCAGGAGGCGCUGCGCGAGAAACCCGCUGGCGACGACGCCGCGCUGGUGCCGCCGCUGCAGUACUCAGCGCACGAGGGGCUGCUGGCUGUCGGCGGUGUCUAUCUGCGGAUAUACGAUGAGCUGCCCGACUACCCCAUAGAGAAUCCACAACAGUUUGUCCUAGACUUAUUGAAGUUCAUUCAAGAGGAGACACAUGCGGAUAUAACAGAAGAGAGAGCCGAGCACAUCACAUUGGCAUUAAAUGCUCUCGCCAAUUGUAUUAUAAAAAAUCCAGGCGUGGAGAUCCAGUGCAUUGGCCAGUUCGGUCUGAUAUUCGGGCUGAUGUCGGCGCGAGCGCUGCCGGCGGCGUCGCAGGCGGCCGUGCAGGUGGCGGCGGCGGCGGCGCGCAGCCGCGAGUGCGUGGACGAGGUGGCGGCCGGCGCGCUGCUGGGGCACCUGCUGCCGCUGCUGGCGCCGCCGCCGCGACCCGACGCGCUCUCCGCGCUGUCCGCGCUGCUGUCCGCUACGCCGCUCGUGCGGGAGGCGCUCGCCAAAGGUGCUGUGAUUUACUUAUUAGAUUUAUUCUGCAACUGUAAUAUACCGGAAAUGAGGGAGAUGGCCGUCGAACUGUUGGCGCGUAUGAUGGCCGACAAGCUUCACGGACCUAAGGUGCGGCUGACGAUCUGCCGCUACGUGCCGAGCGUGUUCGCGGAGGCGAUGCGCGAGGCGGGCGCGGCGGCGGCGCUGCACGCCUUCGACGCCAGCCACGAGCACCCCGAGCUGGUGUGGGGCGACGAGCUGCGCCAGCGCGUGCGCGCGCACCUCGCGCAGCUGCGGGACCGACAUUACACGAAUCAAAUCCGGGACCCGUCGGCUUUGUUCGAGGAGCGCGAAGUGACGGAGCACAACGAGGACGCGUGGGCGCCGCCCGGCGAGGUUGUAGUGGGAGGCGUCUACCUCAAGCUGUUCCUGCAGAAUCCAACCUGGAGUCUGCGCAGUCCCAAGCGAUUUUUACAGGAGUUGGUCACAGAGACACUGUCGUCGCUCAAUAAGGACUCGUCGGAGGGCAGUCGCGGCGACACGUGCGCGCGCGCCCUGGCGGCGCUGCUGCGCGCGCGGCCCGCGCUGUGCGACGCGUGCGCGCAGCUGGGCGAGCUGCCACGCCUGGCUCGCCUGCUGCCCGUGUGUCCGCGCCACGCCGUGCCCGUGCUCGGCGCGCUCGCGCACACGCAGGCUUGUGUCAUGGCGCUCGGCCAAACUGACGUCAUGAUCGGACUCAAAACUGCGGUCAAGACGUGUCGAGAAGUGGUCGGCGGCGCCUGCGACGCGUUAGCUGCUAUAUUCAAUAGCACAGUCAAUACCGACAAGCUUGUGCUGCAGGCGCUGGAGUGCGAGCUGGUGGGCGAGUUGCUGGCGGUGUUGGAGGCUCGCUCGCUGGAGGGCAGCGCGGCAGCGCGCGUGGUGGGCGCGCUCAAGGCCAUGAGCCGCGCGGGCGUGCACGCCGAGCGCGUGCGGGCGCAGCUGGCGCGCUCGCCCGUGUGGGACCAGUAUUCUGCCCAGCGUCACGACCUUUUCAUAUCUGCACCGCAGCACCACUCUAUUGCCGCGGCCCCGCAGAGCGCCGGUUACCUGUCGGCGCCGCCGUCCGUGCCGCCUACGCAGCCGCCGCCGCUGGACUGACCGUCGCCGCAACCUCUCGCCCACACCACUUGAUCCUCGCCCUCACCACUAAAUAUGAAUUUUAUGUGUUAUAAAGAUCCGCUGUUAACGGCAACGAUAAAUAUAAUUCGUUCUUAAUCAUGUUUGGUUAUGAUAUUUAAAAAAUAUGAAGCGUACCCUUUAUGUAUUGAUUUCCUAUUAGGACACUUUUUGGUUCUGUCAAAUAAAAUAAAAUAAUGCUUCCUCCUUAAAUAAGUGUUAACAUAAAAUUCGUUAAAUAAAUGUAACAAAUUCCAAGAAAAAAAACUAUUUUUAGUGCAAUAAAAAAGGCAAAUUAGUGAAAAUGAAAGGCAAACAUAACAUUAUGAACUGCCAAGACGCGAUUAAUAAAUAAAAUAUUUUAAAUUAUAUAAAAAUUAUAAAUACUAGAACACUUGAAUUUUAAAACAUAAUUGAUUUUUAGAAGAAAUAUUGUGUCUGCAAGUUUUAUAGAUAUUACAUAUAUGUCGUUGCCUCUGUUUUAAUAUUAUUAUAAUACGCAUCGAUGAAAAAAAAAUCAUAAAUGGAUACAAUUAUAUUACUUUUUUAUUAUCAUAAUAUAAAAAUUACGUUGAUUGAAAUGUACUUAUACUUACUCCAAUCACAAAAAAAAAAAAAAACAAAGUGUAUAUUAUAUAGAUGUUAAUAAAAAACAUUGUUUGAAUCUAAUCCUUACUCUUAUGUUUUCAAAUGAUCUCUUUCAAAUAAUUCUUUAUAUAAACUUUUCAUUCCUGCUUUUUUAUAAUUUGCAAAGUGUAAUUAAAUAUAAGUUCGAAGCGUGGUUUAUGAAUAUGUAUACGUCAUAAGUCACGAGGCUAGUUGAGAAACGGGGAAAUGAUUUUUGAGUGGGUUUCGGUGUAUACUAGUUAUUUUUGAAUAGAUUGGGAUUGCAUAUUUUUUUUGACGACAUUACCGUUAUACAGAACGACAAAAUUAAAUUUAUUAGUCAGAGAUUUUUAUUAAAAUAAUUUAAUGUUAAUUGUACAACGUGCUGUG